This is a messenger RNA of Spodoptera exigua (beet armyworm), 1242 nucleotides long. The record is from the annotation of a GenBank genome assembly. Lineage: Eukaryota; Metazoa; Arthropoda; Insecta; Lepidoptera; Noctuidae.
AUGUGUGCGAGCGAGAGGUGUGAUAUGGAAAGCCCCGGCGAGGAAACGGGACGGGUAGUUCCUCCCGCACCGCACACCCCCGCCGCUCCUCAGCCCAACAAUGGCUCCAAUAAGAUCAUCGGACGAAAUGUGAAUGGGACCAUGGUCGUGACGUCAGCUCCGGCUAACGAGGCUGAAUUACAACUGUACAGGGUGAUGCAACGAGCUAGUCUGCUGGCUUACUAUGACACCCUGUUGGAGAUGGGUGGGGAUGAUGUACAGCAAUUGUGUGAUGCUGGAGAGGAAGAAUUUCUUGAAAUAAUGGCUUUAGUAGGCAUGGCUUCAAAACCUCUCCAUGUCAGACGACUACAAAAAGCUCUUCAAGAAUGGGUGAACAACCCUGCCCUUUUCCAAAUACCCAUCGUUCCUAACCUCUGUCCGACUGAGAAUCCCUUUAUCCAAUGUAACCAAAGACUCCUCAAUAUGCCUCCUUCGAUUCCAAACGUCUUACCGAGGACGGUGGCCUCUCCAGAAAGUAGUAGACCAAUGUACAGUCCAUCACCUGGUGCUCCAGAGAACAGUUGUGGGUCCACUGCGUCCGCUCCUAACGCUAGUCCUGUCCACCAAGCGAAUACGUUUACAAAGAUAGUUUUACCGCCAUCUCCUGCACCAGCAGCACCUGUUACGUCAACUGCUUCCAGAUCGUUUUCCCCACAAAGUGCCUGUCCACCCGCCUCGGCUGGUUCCAGUCCAAGUUCAGUCACAUCACCAGUUCAACUAACACCAGUACUCCUGGACGUUCACGUCCAGAAGUUGGCCGCAGCUGCUGAGAAGUUGAGCAAACAUUUACCCCAACUGGAGCCAAAGCCACAGAAUACAAAGAAAAAAAUGUGCAAGGAUUUAGAAUUGGUGAUGAUGAUGCCGGAAUCAGAUCCAAGGCGGAUGGAGGAAAUAAGGAAGUACGCAGCGAUCUAUGGAAGGUUUGAUUGUAAGAGGAAGCCUGAGAAGCCAUUGACGCUACAUGAGGUGAUGGUGAACGAGGCGGCGGCUCAGAUUUGUCGCUGUGUGCCCGCACUCCUGACGCGAAGAGACGAACUCUUCCCUCUAGCGAGGCAAUUAGUCAGGAGGGCUGGCCUUCACUAUUCUAAGCAUGGCCUCCCACCCACAGCUUCAACAGGCGAGGACCGGGAGCAUGAUGAGGACGAGACGCCUCCGAAGCGACCGCGACAGGUCGCGCCCCAAACUGUAGACCUCACUGAUUAG